UCUACAGUUCCGCAUUCACCACAAUGCUCUAGGACUACCGCACAGAGAAGAUAUUUGCUUCUGACCACGCCGCUACGGCGAAGAGUCCUUUAGCCCACAAGGACUUGGUCCAUCCACGCUGACAUCGACAAUGUGAACAACUUCGCACACCAAUUUUGUCUGCAAUUGCGAAAAUCCACAUCCUCAUCCGCAAACAUGGCAGACCCAUUCGAAGUGCGCAUGCGCUUCACGAACCUCCUCACGCAUCUGUCUGCGUCAGCAACAGCAUCGAUCAAGACCGCGCACUAUGCCCUCAAGCACCGAGACAUGGACGAGGAUCUGCACUCCUGCAUCAUCGAAAACCUCGAGAGGGGAAACAACAUGAACAACCGAGCAAACAUAAUGUACUUUCUCGAGCACCACGCCGACGUCAACUCGAAGGAAGGCGGCCACGAAGCCUACGUCGAUAUGAUCCGGCGGGACAUCCAGCGCAUCGUAGACGCAGUCGCCCAGAGCGGUGCCAACGUCAAAGUGGUAAGGCGAGUGGUCACCGGACUGGGCGAAAAAGGCGUACUCACAACAGAGGUACUCAGCGUCAUCGAGACUGGCCUGAAGGACAAGGAAGAGAAAAUGGGGAGACUACUUGGCGACGACGAUGGUCGAGCGGACGGAGAAAAGGAUGCCACAACCAACGCCGCCGAGGGCGCAGCUGAGAGUCAUAGACCAACGCCCAAAACAGGAUAUUCGGGGAAGCCUAAUGGCGUAUCGCGUAUGGACAAGCGAGCGAUUGAGCAGAGAAUCGAGGAGGAUCGAGAACGAAAUAAGAGGCUACGAGAGAGCGUCUGGGCGAUUACAGGUGACGACGAUCAGGAGCUAGAAAAGAUGUGGGAAGAAGGAAGUUCCGUUGGUGAAGAUGAGCAUGUUAUUGCUGACGAAGAGGCUGAGGAGCGCCUUCAAUUCGUCCGAUACCAUCAAGCAACGCUGGGUAUCUGAAAAGGGCAUGACAUGAGGCUGGUACCGAAACCCCCAACAGGCGGCUCCUCGUUUGGAAUGGUCUCUCGGAGAGACCGCCCUUGGUGCCUCAAGAUCAACUGCAUUUCGGAUGCAGAAGUGCGUGAAUUUUACACGCGGAUCUUACGCCCUCCACACAGCAAAGUCUAAAAGAGCGCACCCUCAGACUUUCGCUUUCU
Molecule: messenger RNA, 1169 nt
Organism: Exophiala viscosa
Lineage: Eukaryota; Fungi; Ascomycota; Eurotiomycetes; Chaetothyriales; Herpotrichiellaceae
Product: CTD kinase subunit gamma CTK3-domain-containing protein
Exons: 1
Coding region: 196-972 (258 amino acids)
Biological process (GO): positive regulation of transcription by RNA polymerase I; positive regulation of DNA-templated transcription, elongation
Cellular component (GO): CTDK-1 complex
Source: RefSeq, a predicted model, not a curated record